Messenger RNA from Musca domestica (house fly), 920 nucleotides. RefSeq names its product vesicle transport through interaction with t-SNAREs homolog 1B (gene Vti1b). Gene Ontology annotation, molecular function: SNAP receptor activity; SNARE binding. The coding region runs from base 126 to 452 and encodes 108 amino acids. NCBI's taxonomy places the organism in Eukaryota, Metazoa, Arthropoda, Insecta, Diptera, Muscidae. Gene Ontology annotation, cellular component: endoplasmic reticulum membrane; ER to Golgi transport vesicle membrane; SNARE complex. Gene Ontology annotation, biological process: retrograde transport, endosome to Golgi; intra-Golgi vesicle-mediated transport; regulation of protein localization to plasma membrane. The transcript has 2 exons. The record is from RefSeq and is a predicted model, not a curated record.
UUGUCAUUGCAUGUUAUCAAUUAAUAGUGAAUGUCUUACAAUUUUUACUGGAAAACAAGGAAGGGCUUGAGGCAAUUUACCUACAAAAACCGAUAUCAACCAGACGGGCAAUAAUAGCGUAUAAAAUGUAUAACAACCAGGAACAACUGAUAAGAAAUACGUACGAUGUCAUUCAAAGAACUGGAGAUAGUUUACAACGAUCUAAUCAAAUUGCGUAUGAAACCGAACAAAUUGGGACAGAGGUUCUUUCGGAAUUAGGAGAACAACGUGAAUCGCUACUGCGUUCUUCCCGUCGUCUGGAAAACGCGGAUGACAAUAUCUCGCAAUCACGCAAAAUCAUACGAAAACUUCAACGAGAAGUUCUAUAUAAUAAAAUCAUUUUAAUAUUAGUUAUAAUUAUGGAAAUAGCGAUACUUAUAGGACUAGUUGUCAUUAAGUUUAUUUCGAAAUGAGAAAUAUUAAAUUUAGAACUGGUAAAUCUGGUGGAAGCUUCAAAUGUUUUAAGAUACGAAUAAGACCUAUCAAGACAAUGCAGAUGUUCAAUUAGAUAGGAAUUAUACAGACAAUGAUACAUUGAACACUGCUUGUCAGUGACAUUGCGAACUUCAAUACUUUACAUUUAUUUCGGAUAGCGUGGUAUUGAGAACAACUCUUGCAUGGUAAAAUUUUUGUUUCCGGGAAAAUACCCAAAUAUUCCACCCGAAAUUCCGACUCAACGCCUUGGAGCUAUACCGAUAUGGGCAAUAUGGGCAAUAUAAUUUUUCCUGGACCCCGAUAUAUGGUUCUUUGAACAGCCUGAUUCUGCUAAGUAAAUCAAACCAAAGUUUUCUAAAUUUGAUACUGUUUUAUGUAGCGUUAAGAUUUUCUCCUUUUAGUUUGGCCGAUACCGGCUACGUGAAAUAAAGUUUUUGUAUAUUUGA